Messenger RNA from Populus trichocarpa (black cottonwood), 3019 nucleotides. RefSeq names its product G-type lectin S-receptor-like serine/threonine-protein kinase RKS1. Lineage: Eukaryota; Viridiplantae; Streptophyta; Magnoliopsida; Malpighiales; Salicaceae. Gene Ontology annotation, biological process: recognition of pollen; protein phosphorylation. The record is from RefSeq and is a predicted model, not a curated record. The transcript is spliced from 8 exons. Gene Ontology annotation, molecular function: protein serine/threonine kinase activity; ATP binding. The coding region runs from base 100 to 2676 and encodes 858 amino acids.
AAGGUUGCAAAGAAAAACCCAUGAAAAAAAUGCCUAGUUAAGCGAGGUGGAUCCCAAAAUAACUUCUCUUGUCAGACUUGUCUGCAAGCAACAUUUCACAUGUCCAAAAGCCAAGGUCCAGUUUGCCUCAUCAUGGAAGCUGAAAAACUAUUCCUGCUUUUUUCUCUUAUAAUGCUCCAAUUCUUAUCUUGUACAUCCCAAGAAUCCUUAAAGACCAACCAAACCAUUAAAGAAGGUGACCUUCUUAUCUCCAAAGGAAAUAUUUUCGCACUAGGAUUUUUCAGUCCUGGCAGUUCAACCAAUAGAUAUCUUGGAAUUUGGUACCAUAAAAUACCAGAACAAACUGUGGUGUGGGUUGCAAACAGGAACGAUCCAAUCAUUGGUUCCUCUGGCUUUCUCUUCAUAAACCAAUUUGGUAACCUCGUUCUCUAUCGUAAAGAUGACCAAAAGCUUCUAGUGUGGUCUACCAAUGUUUCAGUGGAAGAAAAUGAUACUUGUGAAGCUCAACUCUUGGAUUCUGGGAAUUUGAUACUGGUCAGGAAAAGAAGCAGAAAAAUUGUAUGGCAGAGCUUCGAUUAUCCUACUAACAUACAGCUACCUGGAAUGAAACUGGGGCUGGAUCGAAAAUUAGGAACUGAUCGGUUCCUAACAUCAUGGAGAUCAGCUGAUGACCCUGGAAUUGGAGACUUUUCAAUUAGGAUCAACCCAAAUGGUUCACCACAAUUCUUUCUCUAUAAUGGUACAAAGCCAAUUACUAGAGCUCCCCCUUGGCCAUGGAGAAGUCAGAUGGGCACAUUCAAAAGCGUUUUUGUAAAUGAUCCAGACGAAAUAUACUGUCAAUCAACAGUUCCUGAUGGUUAUUAUCUGGUAAGACUAAUAGUGGAUCAUUCAGGACUUCUAAAGAUGUUAACAUGGCGAGAAAGUGAUGGUCGGUGGAAGGAAUACUGGAAGUCCCCUCAGUUACAGUGCGACUAUUAUGGAUACUGUGGUGCUUAUAGUACGUGUGAACUUGCCAAUUAUAAUGCUUUUGGAUGUGCCUGUUUACCUGGGUUCGAGCCCAAGAACCCAAUGGAAUGGUCAUUGAGAGAUGGGUCCGGUGGUUGUGUCAGGAAGCGGCUACAGACAUCUUCGGUGUGCGAUCAUGGAGAAGGGUUUGUGAAGGUGGAAAAUGUAAUUCUUCCGGACACUUCAGCUGCAGCUUGGGUGGACAUGAGCAAGAGUCGUGCAGAGUACUGUGAACUGGAAUGCAAGAGGAAUUGUUCAUGCUCUGCUUACGCUGUCAUUGUGAUUCCCGGAAAAGGGGAUGGUUGUUUGAAUUGGCACAAGGAAUUAGUAGACAUUAAAUAUGAUAGGAUUGAAAGUCAUGAUCUGUAUGUUCGUGUUGAUGCAUAUGAAUUAGGUGCCGAAGGGGACAGCCUUUGCCAUAUGUCUUGCCAUGUUUCCAUAGGAGAAGGGAGUGGUUUUUCGUCUGGAGUUAAUCGUUAUUGUUUUCAUUCUCAUGCAGCUGGUAAUACAAGGAAGCUAAAUGGUUCUCGGGAAAAAACGAUGCAGGCCAUUUUAGCACCAUCAAUUGCAUUAUUGUUGUUUCUCAUUAGCCUAACUGCUUAUUUGCGGCUCAAGAAGGGGGCAAAAAAAGGUACCGAGCUGCAGAUAAACAGCAAUUCUACUGAAUCGGAAUGUUUCAAGCUCAGCACCAUAAUGGCGGCCACAAACAAUUUCUCUCCAGCUAACGAACUCGGGCAAGGUGGUUUUGGCUCGGUUUAUAAGGGUCUGCUAGCUAAUGGACUGGAGGUUGCAAUAAAAAGGUUAUCUAGAAGUUCAAGACAAGGAAUAGAAGAGUUUAAAAAUGAAGUUAUGGUAAUUGCAAAGCUUCAACACAGGAAUCUUGUGAAACUUCUAGGUUACUGCAAUCAGGAUGGAGAACAAAUGUUAAUCUAUGAAUACUUGCCAAACAAAAGCUUGGACUCGUUUCUUUUCCAUGAAAGCAGAAGAUUGUUAUUGGAUUGGCGAAAACGCUUCGAUAUUAUUGUUGGAAUAGCUCGUGGGAUUUUAUAUCUUCACCAAGAUUCCAGGUUGAGAAUCAUUCACAGGGAUUUAAAAUGUAGCAACAUUCUACUGGAUGCAGAGAUGAACCCAAAAAUAUCAGAUUUUGGAAUGGCAAAAAUAUUUGAAGGCAACCAAACUGAAGAUAGGACCAGGAGAGUUGUAGGAACAUUUGGCUAUAUGUCACCAGAAUAUGCUGUGCUUGGAAACUUUUCUGUAAAAUCAGAUGUUUUCAGUUUUGGGGUCGUGUUGCUAGAGAUUGUGAGUGGCAAGAAGAACAACAGAUUUUAUCAACAGAAUCCUCCUUUGACCUUGAUUGGAUAUGUGUGGGAAUUAUGGACACAAGACAAAGCAUUGGAGAUAGUGGAUCCAUCACUGAACGAGUUAUAUCGUCGACGUGAAGCCUUCAAAUGCAUACAAAUUGGUCUGCUGUGCGUGCAAGAAGAUGCCGCGGACAGAUCAUCUAUGUUGGCUGUUGUUUUUAUGUUGAGUAACGAAACAGAGAUUCCUUCUCCAAAACAACCUGCAUUCCUCUUUAGAAAAUCUGAUAAAUUUCCUGAUAUAGCAUUAGACGUUGAAGAUGGACUGUGCUCUGUAAAUGAGGUGACAAUUACUGAAUUCGCUUGUCGCUGAAGCUGUGCUAUCCGAAAAAUUGCUAAUAUGAAGUUCCAUUGGAUUUGCUAACGAUAGUGAAUGCCUUUCCUCAAGACAGUCAGAACAAAUAUUUUAAAGCGGCAGAAAACAAUGGGACAUAUAUGUUGUGCAUCACAACAGAUCAAGCUCUUCAUAACAAAAAUUCGAGCAUGUCCGGGCCAUGGCAAUUAUUGUUUGGGAUUUGCAGUAUUUUUUUAGUUGAUUUAAGAUUUUUUUUAAUUUGAUUUGGAAUUUUUAUUAUUUUUUCAGUUUUGUUUAAGAUAUUUUUUCAAGUAUAAAUAGAAUUUUUAUCAAUAAUAAAAUUAUGAAUUAGAAUUUUGUA